This is a messenger RNA of Aaosphaeria arxii CBS 175.79, 1092 nucleotides long. RefSeq lists its product as uncharacterized. The transcript has 6 exons. The coding region runs from base 1 to 1092 and encodes 363 amino acids. NCBI's taxonomy places the organism in Eukaryota, Fungi, Ascomycota, Dothideomycetes, Pleosporales. The record is from RefSeq and is a predicted model, not a curated record.
AUGACGCUAUCAACUCUUGCACUCGUUGCGCUGUUUGUUAGGGAUGUGUUUUCACAGCAAAGUCCAGGAGCAGCCGAUUUCCUGAGGUUCGGCUGCUCACAACUCGUUGUGGAGCGCGCCGACCCAUUAGUCACUCCUGGGUUGAAUCCAUCGCCGCAUACUCACCAGAUCGUGGGCGGAAAUUCAUUUAACAUUACCAUGGACCCGUACACCAUAGACCCACCGAAACAAUCAACUUGCACCUCUUGCAUAUACAAAGAGGACUUCAGUAACUAUUGGACUGCCUCAAUCUACUUCCAGUCCCCAGAGAACGGAACAUUCAAGAAGGUUCCUCAGAUGGCAAAUGGCAGACAGAACAGAACGCUGCUUGAGCAAGAUGGCGGACUCACUGUCUACUAUAUGCGACCAUUUAGUGGGAGCAACAAGAAGACUACUGCCAUGAAGCCGGGCUUCAGAAUGUUUGCCGGGGACCCAGCGCUCCGCAGCAAGACAGGCACAUACCCCGGAAUCUGCCAUCGCUGUCUCUCCAAGGCAGAUCGUUUGAUGGGUGGCAAUGGAGCCCCUUGCGAUUCCAAGGACACCGCUGCUUUCCCAUCCUCCCCAUGCCCAGGUGGCAUUCGUGCUACCAUUAUCUUUCCUUCCUGCUGGGACGGAAAGAAUUUGGACAGUCCGGAUCACAGAAGUCAUGUUGCAUAUGCACCGGGGAGUGGUGCACUAGCUGGUGAUAAAUGCCCCAGUACACACCCCGUUCGAAUCCCGCAGGUUAUGUAUGAGAUUAUGUUCGACACAUCCGGGUUUGCUGAUCCCAAGUAUUACAAAAACGGCAAGCAGCCCUUGGUAUACAGCUUUGGCGAUGCUACUGGCUAUGGUGCACAUGGUGAUUAUCUAUUUGGCUGGGAGGGUGAUGCACUGCAGAGAGGCAUGGAUGCGCUUGGAAAUAAAUGCGGUAGCGAGGACUGCACUUCAGCCUUGAAGAUUCAGUCCGGAAAUGAUGCCAUUGCCUGCACGAAGGCUCAAAUGGCGAAGGAAGAUGUCGGCUCAAACAACUGGCUGAAGGAAUUACCCGGCGGUGCUACUGUCACAUUUGAGUAA